Molecule: messenger RNA, 1215 nt
Organism: Anthostomella pinea
Lineage: Eukaryota; Fungi; Ascomycota; Sordariomycetes; Xylariales; Xylariaceae
Source: the annotation of a GenBank genome assembly
AUGUUCUACGACUUCUACCUGAUGCGGAAGCUCAAAUGCUCAAUGCGAGCCGGCUGGCCUCAGUGGCUAAGCAUCCGUGGACCAUCUCAGCCUGAGAUGAUGAACCUUACGAUUCGCAUAUCAGACUAUCUGAAAGAAGAGGCGAAGAAACAAGACUUCCCACAGGAUCCUGCCAACAUCAUCCAUCAGGUCAGAAGCGCAUCAUUCAAGAAUAACAUAGAUGAGCUCGGGGCGAAGAUUGAAGACCGCCUCGCAUGGGUCGUCUACACAUCCAACUACAUCGAAGUCACAGGAUCCAGCUUCCAUGUCACUAAGAAGAUCUGGCGAAAAUUAAUCCAUGGUGAUCCCGUGACUGCCGGAGUUGAACCAGGUUCGCUCGAGUACGAGCAAUCGCGAGAGGCUCUCAUUGCCCUAAAGCGUCCGCAUUCCGCCGAGGCCGUUACGAGAAGUCGACAAGAGAUCAUCAACCAUUCGCAUGCCUUGCUUAGCGCCAUCGACCGAAUCGUCCUGAACAGUCAGCCGAUCACUGAAUCUUUCUUCAAGUGCAUAUACAACGCACUCUGUGUGGGAAAGGUUUUGGGCAAGGUCGCUGGAAAUCCCGGAGUGUACCGGACCUGGGAGGUUGCCGCAAGCCAUGGCGAGGACACGAAGGAUAAGAAGAAAACAACUUCCAAGUUUAUCCGCGCCUCCGCAGUACCCGAAUACAUGAGCCAACUGGUGUCGGAUUUGCAUAAGGACAUGACAGCAGCGGAAGAGACGAAAUCGAUCGAUCCUUACGACAUGGCGAGCCGAUACUGUCACAGAACUACGCUGAGCAUGUCUGCGUUCGGGGGAAACGAUCUUGAACGAAAGGAGUAUCUAGAUCUGGCGCACCGUGCUGCCAAGAAGUUCUACGAAGAAGACAUGGAGGUCCAUGAAGACGAGAAGAAAGGGCAUCGCGAACUCGCUCGAUACACCCUCACGAAGUCAAAGAAGACUUUAGUGGAGCUAUGGACAUGCGUCCUCUCUACAUCUACUGGCUACCCAUUCAUUCAAGUCUUCUGCAAUGUCACCGGGUCCAAAGCCGGCGCCACUGUGAUGUCCUGCAUCCUCGUCACCUCCACCCUGGCCAAUGCUCUCAACAACAUGGCUGGCGCAUCGCGGCAACCGCUGUCCUCCGCGAGGGAUCAGGGGCUGCCAUUCUCCAAAUGGUUUGCUACCAUGCCCAAGGGCUAG